Molecule: messenger RNA, 3721 nt
Organism: Echinops telfairi (small Madagascar hedgehog)
Lineage: Eukaryota; Metazoa; Chordata; Mammalia; Afrosoricida; Tenrecidae
Gene: NAT10
Product: N-acetyltransferase 10
Exons: 29
Coding region: 84-3164 (1026 amino acids)
Biological process (GO): rRNA acetylation involved in maturation of SSU-rRNA
Cellular component (GO): nucleolus; 90S preribosome
Molecular function (GO): 18S rRNA cytidine N-acetyltransferase activity; tRNA binding; ATP binding
Source: RefSeq, a predicted model, not a curated record
UCACUUCCGGGGCUGCUCCGCCCCACGUGCAAACGUUGGCUGCCGGCUUGGAUCGAGCUGCACCUCAGUGACAGUCUUUCGCCAUGAAUCGCAAGAAGGUGGACAACCGCAUCCGGGUCCUCAUCGAGAAUGGUAUAGCCCAGCGGCAGAGGUCGCUGUUUGUUAUCGUCGGGGAUCGAGCAAAGGACCAGGUGGUAAUACUCCACCACAUGUUGUCCAAGGCGACCGUGAAGGCUCGGCCCUCUGUGCUGUGGUGUUACAAGAAAGAGCUGGGCUUCAGCAGCCACAGAAAGAAAAGGAUGCGGCAGCUGCAGAAGAAAAUCAAGAGCGGGACGCUGAACAUAAAGCAGGACGACCCCUUUGAACUUUUCGUUGCGGCCACAAACAUCCGCUAUUGCUACUACAACGAGACGCACAAGAUCCUGGGCAACACCUUCGGCAUGUGUGUCCUCCAGGAUUUUGAAGCCUUGACCCCAAACUUGCUGGCCAGGACUGUGGAAACGGUGGCAGGCGGUGGGCUGGUGGUCAUCCUCCUGCGGACCGUGAAUUCACUCAAGCAGUUGUACACCAUGACCAUGGACGUGCACUCCCGGUACAGAACAGAAGCCCAUCAGGACGUGGUGGGGAGAUUCAAUGAGCGGUUUAUUCUCUCACUGGCCUCUUGUAAGAAGUGUCUCGUCAUCGAUGACCAGCUCAACAUCCUGCCCCUCUCCUCCCACAUUGCCAACAUCGAGGCCCUGCCCCCCAAGACUCCGGAGGAGAGUCUGGGUCCUUCUGAUGUGGCGCUGAGGGAGCUAAAGGAGAGCUUGCAGGACACGCAGCCUGUGGGCGUGCUGGUGGACUGCUGCAAGACCCUGGACCAGGCCAAAGCCGUCCUGAAAUUCAUCGAGGGCAUCUCGGAGAAGACCCUGCGGAGCACGGUGGCGCUCACAGCGGCCCGAGGAAGAGGGAAGUCCGCAGCCCUGGGCUUGGCCAUUGCAGGGGCCGUGGCAUUUGGGUACUCCAAUAUCUUUGUCACCUCCCCCAGCCCUGACAACCUCCACACUCUGUUUGAGUUUGUGUUUAAAGGAUUCGAUGCGCUGCAGUAUCAGGAACACCUGGAUUAUGAGAUUGUUCAGUCUUUGAACCCCGAGUUCCACAAGGCCGUGAUCAGAGUGAACGUGUUCCGCGAGCACAGGCAGACCAUCCAGUACAUCCACCCGGCCGAUGCGCUGAAGCUGGGCCAGGCGGAGCUGGUGGUGAUCGACGAGGCCGCCGCCAUCCCCCUGCCCCUGGUGAAAAGCCUGCUCGGCCCGUACCUCGUCUUCAUGGCCUCCACCAUCAACGGCUACGAGGGCACUGGCCGGUCACUGUCCCUCAAGCUGAUCCAGCAGCUCCGCCAACAGAGCGCCCAGAGCCAGGUCAGCACGACCGCCGAGAACAAGAUGACCACCACAGCCAGGCUGGCAUCAGCUCGGACGCUGCACGAGGUGUCCCUGCAGGAGUCCAUCCGGUACGCACCUGGGGACGCGGUGGAGAAGUGGCUCAACGACCUGCUGUGCCUGGACUGUCUCAGCAUCACCCGCAUCAUCUCGGGCUGCCCCCUGCCUGAAGCCUGCGAGCUCUACAUUGUCAACAGAGACACCCUCUUUUGCUACCACAAGGCCUCAGAGGUUUUCCUCCAGCGGCUCAUGGCCCUCUGUGUGGCCUCUCACUACAAGAACUCACCCAACGACCUCCAGAUGCUGUCUGAUGCGCCCGCCCAUCACCUCUUCUGCCUCCUGCCUCCCGUGCCCCCCACCCAGAACGCCUUGCCGGAGGUGCUGGCUGUCAUCCAGGUGUGCCUGGAGGGCGAGAUUUCCCGCCAGUCCGUCCUAAACAGUUUGUCUCGAGGCAAGAAGGCUUCAGGGGACCUGAUCCCGUGGACCGUGUCAGAACAGUUCCAAGAUCCAGACUUCGGGGGUCUCUCUGGUGGAAGGGUUGUCCGCAUUGCUGUUCACCCAGAUUAUCAAGGGAUGGGCUACGGCAGCCGAGCGCUGCAGCUGCUGCAGAUGUACUAUGAAGGCAGGUUCCCGUGCCUGGAGGAGAAGGUCGUGGAGACGUCGCAGGACAUCCACACCGUCAGCAGCGAGGCCGUCAGCUUGUUGGAAGAGGUGUUGACCCCACGAAAGCACCUGCCUCCCUUGCUCCUCAAGAUGAGCGAGAGGCCUGCCGAGCACCUGGACUACCUGGGCGUUUCCUACGGCCUCACCCCCCAGCUCCUCAAGUUCUGGAAACGAGCAGGAUUUGUCCCUGUGUACCUGAGGCAGACCCCGAACGACCUGACCGGAGAGCACUCGUGCAUCAUGCUGAAGACGCUGUCCCAAGAGGAUGAGACGGACCGGGGAGCCUGGCUCUCUGCCUUUUGGAAAGAUUUCCGCCGGCGGUUCCUGGCCCUGCUCUCCUACCAGUUCAGCACCUUCUCGCCCGCUCUGGCACUGAGCGUCAUUCAGAACAGGAACAUCGGCACGCCGGCCCAGCCCGCCCUGAGCCGGGAGGAGCUGGCAGCGCUCUUCCUCCCGUAUGACCUGAAGAGACUGGAGAUGUACUCGAGGAAUAUGGUGGACUAUCACCUCAUCAUGGACAUGAUCCCCACCAUCUCCCGGCUCUACUUCCUCAACCAGCUGGGCGACUUGUCCCUGUCGGCAGCCCAGGCGGCUCUUCUGCUGGGCAUUGGCCUGCAGCACAAGUCUGUGGACCAGCUGGAAAAGGACAUUGAUCUGCCUGCCGGCCAGCUGAUGGGCCUCUUCAACCGGGUCAUCCGCAAAGUGGUGAAGCGCUUCAGUGACGUGCAGGAAAAGGCCAUUGAGCAGCAGAUGGUGGCCGUGAAGGAUGUGGUCAUGGAGCCGACGGUGAAGACCCUGAGGGAUGAGCUGGAGGAGGCCGCAAAGGAAUUCCAGGAGAAGCACAAGAAGGACGUGGGGAGGCUGAAGGACAUGGACCUUUCCCAAUACGUGAUCCGUGGGGAUGACGAAGAGUGGGACCAAGUGUUAAACAGAGCCGGGCAGAAUGCUUCCGUCGUCAGCCUGAAAAGUGACAAGAAAAGGAAGCUGGAAGCCAAACAAGAACCCAAGCAGUACAAAAAGUUAAAGAAAAACAGAGACACGCUGAACAAGAAAGACCCAAAAGUGAAGCGGAAGAAGUAGCGGGGCUGCACGCACGCACUCGGGCGCCUGGGGAGGAAGCUGUCAUGGCAGGCACAGCCCGCCAAACCUCUGAGGACAGGCACAAGUGUCCUGGGGUGGGCAAGCGCAGCUCAAGGCCAAGUCACUUCUGGGGUUCUGCUGAGGACCCUCUGCUUGCACUGCCAAGGGUCGCCUUCCCCUACCAUUGGCACCAUUCGUUCAUGUUCUGCCCUGGGCCUCGACCUGACCCAUUCCCACCAGUACAGAAGCCACCACUGUGUCGCUGCUGCGCCUGUCCUGACCGACGCUGACCCCUGGGACAGUAGGGACUCUGCCGUCAGGUCAGGCAGCCGUGGUUCCAGCACAGGAUCUGACACUCCUGCAGGCUCCGUGCCUCAGAAAACCCGCGUGUGGCCUGCGCUGCACCCAGAGCCUCUGGGGACUUCAUCCACUUGGACAGUAGUGCUGGGAGAAGCCCCUUUGGCUAGCUGGGCUGAGGGGAAUAGAGAAUCUAUUUUAAAUACAUAAUACCCAUGAAGGGCCAGCUGUCAGGGGCGCUCAUUAAACCCGUAGCAGUA